Molecule: messenger RNA, 8998 nt
Organism: Mytilus californianus (California mussel)
Lineage: Eukaryota; Metazoa; Mollusca; Bivalvia; Mytilida; Mytilidae
Product: rab11 family-interacting protein 5-like
Exons: 10
Coding region: 338-2065 (575 amino acids)
Biological process (GO): regulated exocytosis
Cellular component (GO): intracellular membrane-bounded organelle
Molecular function (GO): small GTPase binding
Source: RefSeq, a predicted model, not a curated record
GGUCUCACUUCCUGAUAAGAAAGAAGAUAACACAGAACGUAAACAUUCAACAGUUCAAGUUGUUUAAUAUUUGCAUUUAAGAAAACCAAUUUUCGAUGAAAGUAAAGAAAUCAAGACAUGCAAAAUCGAGGGACAAUUAAAGAAUUACAUCGUGAAUAGUAGAUAACAUUCAAUUUAUUUCGCGCACCUGUUGAACAGCUGACGUGAAUCAUAUGUUACCUGUAAAAGUUCAAAUGUAGAUGUGUUUACAAACAAUAAUUCCCAGGUUCAGUUUGGUUGUCCCUAGAUUUUUGAAGUAAAUUGUUAUGAAAAAGUGAGAAACAAAGAACUAUCAAAUAUGACGUGGGAACCAACACAUGUACAAUUAACAGUUUUGAGAGCCAGAAACCUCUUAACAAAGAGCAAAGGUGGAUCAAAACUAACAGAUGUGUUUGUAGCAGUACAGCUUGGUAAGGAGAAGUUCCAAACAUCUACCAUUAAAAAUGCUCUGAACCCAGAAUGGUUUGAGCAGUGUGAUCUGCAACUACCAACAAUGAACAUGGAAGUACAACUACAUGUGAUGCAUCGUGGGAUGCUAUCAGAUGAUUUCAUUGGAUAUUGUUCCGUACCAUUGUGGCAUUAUAAAGUGUAUGAAAGACCUUCUAGUCAAUGGAUACAACUGCAGGGUAAACCAAAUAAAACUCCUGACAACAAAUAUAGAGGAGAAAUAGAGGUCAGAGUGGCAUUUUCAGUCAAAAGUAAACAGGAGGAAGCUGCCUCAAACCUCAAUAAGAAAAAGUCUUCUUCAAUAAAAGGACUUGCUUCUGCUAUGGGACAAAAGGUUGGAGAUAAAUUUAAGUUUGUUAGAAGUAAGUCACUGAGAGACCCCCAUUUCUCCACCCCACCUGCUAAAGACCCAUCAGCUUUCCAAACAACUAGUGCUAUUCAGAAUGAACGAUUAAGAGCUUGUAGUAUGUCAUUACGUAGAUCUGGGGAAAUGGACAAAGGUCCAGACAACAUUAGGAUAUAUAACCAGCCUGGAAACAGACAGUCACUGCCAGCUUCAUACCUUGGCACACAAACAUUGCCACAUCCAAAGGGUAAACGAUAUGGUCAGGGUCGAAGAUCAAUGGAUGACCUUGAUUCUGCUGUGUCAUCACAGCCAGGUUACUUAGAAUCUAUUUUUAGAAAAGAAAGUGAAGUUUUUAAAACAAUGAAUACAGGCGGUCAUCUGUCAGAUUCUUCUGAAUCAAUUGAGGAACCGAAAAGUAAUAAAGUCAAAUCUGCAAAAGAAUACACAGCACCUAUUCAAGAGUCAUGUGACUCAGAAUCAGAAGGAAGCAUUGAUAUUAAUUUCCCAGCGGUAAAACGAAAAUCUGAUUCAGUUGGAGAAUGCAAACUUCCUUCAGAUCCUAAAUUAGAACAAUUAGAAGAACAACAAUCUUCAUCUAGUCACUUAAAUAAUCUGUCACCUGAAUCUGGUAUUGCCACUAUCAAUUCUAGUCACACAAGUAUCAGUAACGACAACGAAUUUAAGGAGACAUCAUUUCCAGAGACGAGUGGAGAUCCAGUUUACCAUAAUGAAGUGCCAAGUAGCGAAAAGUUAUCUCACACAGACAUAAAUGGUGAGGACAGAAAGGAAUCGGUCAGUCGUUCGAAGAAGAAAAUCGCUCCAGAAGAAAACUUUUCCUUUGGUCUGUCACCUGAUAAACUAGAACCAACAACCAAUGGUAAUGUACGACGGAGAAGUAAGAAAGAAAGAUCAAGAGGCAUGGGUAACAGAAGGUAUACAGUACAGGGUUUGGAUUAUCCACGACGUCAGAACUCACUGGAAGACACAUUAGAUUCACUGAGGCCACAGUUCAUGAGAGAAGCCAGAGAGGUGUCGUCAAUACCUAAUGAUCUUAUAGCUGUAUAUAGACAUAUGACUAAAGAUGAGUUGAUUAGAAUAGUAAUACAACACAAAGCCCAGUUAAUUAGGAAGGACCAGUAUGUUAAAGACUUGGAGGGUUAUAUAGAUAGUUUGUUAGUCAGGGUAAUGGAGGCUACACCCAGGAUACUGCAAAAUGGAACCAGAUUUAAAUAAGUUGAGAGCCUCUUCUAAGAUGUAACCUGGCAAAAACAUUUUUCAUGGAUUUUUAUCAUUAGAUUUAUACAGAACCCAUGUGUAUAUGUCAACACAUUAGAUUUAUACAGAACCCAUGUGUAUGUGUUAACACAUUAGAUUUAUACAGAACCCAUGUGUAUAUGUCAAUAAUUUAAAAUCUAUAGUUGUAUUGUUUUAUAAUACAAGUAACAGAGGGCAUUGGUGCACAGCUGUAUUUAGACAAGUUUUUCUAUUCAAUUCAUUGAUCACAAGUUUGUUGUCCAAUAGAAUAAAUAUGUAAUAGGUUUACAGAUUUGCUAGGGCCUAAAAAUUCCUUAGACCUUUAAGUUAUCUGCUUGUUCAAUAGUUACCUAUUAUAUAGACCAUUGUAUUAGCAGUUUUAAUAAUAUUCUUACACUCACAUCUAAUUUUUGUUGUAAGAUGGUAAAGAGUUUGGCCUGACUUAUCGUAUGGAUGGUAAUAACUAUCAUUGUUUAUUGUUCAAUGUAAAAAUUGUAAUCAGUUAACCAAGUGUCAUGAAUGAGGAUAUAUUCUGUCUCAGCUGAGUUUGAUUUGGUGCAACUUUCAGCAAAAACCAUGCAUUCGUUAGUAAACUUUCUAGCCUGUGCUCCAUUUUUUAUAUGGAAUGUCUGGGAGUGAAAAUAAACAAUGAUUUAAUUUUGAAGACUACCAAAUUGUAGUUAAUUUAAUGGUAUAUUACAAAAAAAUACAAUGAUUGGAAAAGAUCACUGAGUUCGCAUACAAGCUACAAUUCUCAUAUUUUGUAAGUAUUUUACACAAAAAAAAAAACACUACAAUGUGAAUAGAAAGGAAACUAAAUGAUAUAAUUUUGUGAUAUAGAUGUGAGAAUAUAGCUCUUCAAAAAUGCUCCUAAAAUUCAGAAAAAAAGUAUGGUCACUGUUCUAUUCAUCUUGCUACAAAACGAAUAUAAAAAUUUAGAUAAUUGUCUAUCAUAAUCUAAUGAUAAAUAAUACAGGUUAUCUGCCUAAUUUAAAAAAAAUUUUUUUUUAAUCAUUCAAAAAACUUUUGUAUUUAUAUCAAAGUUGUUACCAUCAAAUAAAAUCAAAUUGAAAAGCCCAUAACUAAAUUGAACUUGAAAAAUUUGCUGAUUUCAGUAAAAAUGUGGAUCAAUCAUUUAUGAUUAUUUGCAGAAUACUCCCAUUAUACCUUUAUUUUAUUAAGUGAAACAAUGUAAAGAUUCAAAACAAAAACACAUGCAUGCUGUAAACUCAAAAAAAUGGAUUACCUUCAGUAUUGGCGUGUUAGUUAGAAAACCCUACUAUUCAGUUAGUUAAUCUAUGAUGAUUAACAUUGAUUUUUUAAGAGAUUUAUUGUACUAAUACAAAAGUAAAUAGAUGAAAGUCAUGAAAGUAACCAUGGCCAAAUCAUGAUAAUUGCAAAUGUGCCACAAUGAAAACUUUAUUUUAUGAAAUAAAGUAGAUGUACUUAACUAUUAAUAUUUACAUUUAUAACGAUUGUAUGAUGAUACAUGUUUAUAGGUUGUCCUGCUUCCUAUGAUCAGACCAGUUUAAGAAGAUCUGGUUGUAUUCAGGUCAAUGACAUUUGGUCUGUCAUGGCAUUAGCAUAAUGUGAGACAUUUUUCUGUGUCCACAUUUUAUUACAUGAUAUUACAUGAAAUAGAUCUGUGAUUUUAUUUGUUAUUAUUCAGUUGUCUGUUAAACAUUAUUUAUGCAAAUCAAAAUGUGUAUAUUUGGACUGUUAAUUAUUUUUAUUGGUGAAACACUCAAUUGAAACAAAACCUUUCAUUCAAAAACCCUUCAUCAAAUGUUUUAUUCUUUAAAAUAAUUUGAACUAUUUAAGGAUAAAAAUGAACAAAAUUUGUGAUAGAAGUUUUAAAAAUUGCUCUGCAGAUUCACAUUUUAUAGUUUUCUGCACACUUUUGAUGUGUUAUUAACUCAUCUUUUUGAUAACAGACCUAUUUAUUAUUUCAGUAAGAAAAGAAAUAAUGUGAUAUAUUACAUUGUUAUAUUACUCCAGAUUUCCAGUUUAUUACUUUUUGUGAAAUUUAUAGCUGAAGCCAUUUAACAAUAAAUUACUUUUUGUAAGAAUAUGUUUGUUACAAAUUGAAGAACAAUUUUUUUUUGUUUUUUUGUUCAGUUUCCAAAAGUCAUUAGACCCAAUAUAAUUACUGAUGUUUUUUUCAAUAAACUUAGAUGUGUUCGUUCAUGAUUGUGAGAUUUUCAUUUAAGUGCUGUAUUAUUUUCAGUAUCUUUAGGUUUGACAUAUAUUUUAUAUUUCUGUGAAGAUUUACCAAUCUAUUUUAUAUUUCUUUCUUUUAAAUAGUGAAGAAUUAAAGGUAAAGUUCUGUUACCCACUACAAUAUAGGAAGUAGCAUAAUCAAGUAUUUUUGGAUUGGAUUUUCAUUUAUGAAGAAUUUAUUUAGUUUGACUGAAACAGGGAGAAUAUCUAUAUGAAUGAAAAAAUGAUCAUUACCUUUUGUUUACUCUUACUCAAAACUGUAACUGUAAAUUGUAUGAUUAAUUUCAUAUAUAAUACAUACCUUUUGCAGAUAAAAAUUAAACCACUAUCUAACACAAAUUUACUUAUCUGAGAAUAUUCUGUUAUAUUUCACCUAUUUAAGGUUCAAAAUGUUCUAUUAUCUAUUUAAAGAUCUGAUUUGUCAAUAUUUUGAAACCAAUAUUGGUUACCAUUAAACCAUUGUGAGAUCUGAUUGGUCAAUAUUUUGAAACCAAUAUUGGUUACCAUUAAACCAUUGUGAGAUCUGAUUGGUCAAUAUUUUGAAACCAAUAUCUGUAACCAAUAAAGCGUUGUGAGAUCUGAUUGGUCAAUAUUUUGAAACCAAUAUCUGUUACCAAUAAAGUGUUGUGAGAUCUGAUUGGUCAAUAUUUUGAAACAAAUAUUGGUAACCAUUAAAGCGUUGUGAGAUCUUAUUGGUCAAUAUUUUGAAACCAAUAUCUGUAACCAAUAAAGCGUUGUGAGAUCUUAUUGGUCAAUAUUUUGAAACCAAUAUCUGUAACCAAUAAAGCCUAGUGAGAUCUGAUUGGUCAAUAUUUUGAAACCUAUAUCUGUAACCAUUAAAACGUUGUGAGAUCUGAUUGGUCAAUAUUUUGAAACCAAUAUUGGUAACCAUUAAAGCCUAGUGAGAUCUUAUUGGUCAAUAUUUUGAAAUCAAUAUCUGUACUCAAUAAAGCGUUGUGAGAUCUGAUUGGUCAAUAUUUUGAAACCAAUAUCUGUAACCAUUAAAGCGUUGUGAGAUCUGAUUGGUCAAUAUUUAGAAACCAAUAUCUGUAACCAUUAAAGCGUUGUGAGAUCUGAUUGGUCAAUAUUUUGAAACCAAUAUCAGUAACUUAUUAAGCAUUGUACUUACCCUAAAUAAAGUUUAACAAUCAUGAAGUACUACAAUUAAUUUGAAAUCUAGUAUUAUACAAUGGUUGAUAUUUUUUUGUCUUUGUUACAAGAUGUGUUGUGAUUGAACAUUCCUAUAAAUCAAUUGGUUGUGUUAUUUUUUAUAUGUUCAUUUCAAAAAAUGUUGUGAGUGAAAGUCAUAUUUUUUCAUAUAAAUUUACAGAUUGUUCAUAAUUUUGUAUCAUUUUGAUCAUUAAAACUUUGUUAUUUAACAUACAAGUAAUAACCAAUCCUUAGAGUAGGUACCAGUUUGUCAUUUAAUUUUGUUUUAUUUGCUUUCCAUAGUGAAUAUAUAAAAUUUUAAUAAUUCUUAUCAUGCAAAUAAAUUUUAUUUUAGUUAAACUUUAUCAAAAAAAAAAUUGUAUUACUUAGAUAUAUAUAUAUCUAUCCAUCUUGUCUCCCAUGCUUCUGGAAAUAAACAUGAUAUGGAAAACAAAAUUAUACACUGUGAACCCACUUCCCCCUUUCUACCCUGGUCAAAAACUUACAAUAGAAUAAAAAAAACGGUUAUCAGUGGAAUUUCUUAUUUGGAAAUUGUAGUUAUUUUGUUUAAUCAUAAACCAUUGAAUGGUACUUUCACAAUUGCUAAAUAUCUUCACAUGAUUCCAAACAUCUGUCAUCCAUUAGUAAUGUUAUCUAGUCGGAUCAUUAACAAAAGACUCCUCUAUCAUCAUUUUUAUUGAUAUUUUUAUAUUUAUACAGUAUAUUUGGCUUGUAUUUAUAAAGGAUUAUUGUAUAUUUUCAGCAGAUCAAAUUUGUUUAUUUUAAAAAUGAAUUUGUUACCAUGUGUAUUUUGCUUGCAAAAAAUACAGACCAAGUGUUCUAGUGUAUUCAGGAAUACAGAAAAUAUUUGAAUAUAUGUGGAAUUGAUUUUUUUUUAGGUUAGUACGGUUUUUUGAUAUAGUACCGGGUUAUUAACGUUUUUCUUUUUGCUAUUUUUAAUGUUUUAUUGGUUUCAUUUAUUUUUAUUUCUUUUCAUGUUUUUCAGUUUAAUUGAUUAUAUUUCUAUAAUUUUACAUAAGGUGGUAAUUAUAAAUAGUUAUUUCAUAUAUAUGCAUUGCAUUUAGCCACAUAAGAAAAAUAUACUAUUCGAAAAAUUGAUCAUUCCAUAUUUAAUCCUACAUUUUUAUGUUAAUUAGAAUGAAAUCUUGCCAGUGUUAAGAUGCAGAAGCACUUUUCCCCCCGAAUAUUUAACAUACAAAAUAACAUAUUGCCUGCAUAAACAAUUUAAUCAUUUUAGAAUUAUAGUUUUCUUUACAAAUACAAGUCAGCUGGUUAGUUCAUUAUUAAAUAAAAGAUAACUGGUAUCUGUAUAGAUAUAAUGUAGCUAGUUUAUAUGAUUUUGACAACUCUGUGUCGACUAAGUGGUGAUCAUUAAAGAGGAGUUGCAGUAUCCUAUACUUAUACUUAUGAGAUAUAGAAAGCCAUCAAAAUGUGCCAUAGAGAUAAGUAAACUACAAUUGCCCUUAGGGUACACUGACUGUGUGUGUGUAGCGAGAAAUUAAAGAUUAAAUUGACUAAAAACUUUACAUAAUUUUGUUUUUUUGCCAUGGAGUUGUCUGGUUUUAUUCAAUUUAUGAUUUUUAUUGCCCACUUAGUAUUUGUGUUAGGGUAGAUUCAGUUGUUAAAUUUUUUGCUUCUAUAAAACCUACUUCUAAGUGAACUUUUAGAGAAUAAAGUUGAUUUAUUUUCAAAUAUAUAUUAUACAUUUUUUACCAUUAUUAAAUAGAGUUUAUCAAUUAAAUUGUCACAAACCAGUAAAGUUACAAAUUUAUUAAGAAUACUCAUGAAAUUUCAUAUGUUUUCAUAUUUUUGUAUACUUUUUUAAUGGUUCAUGAUAAUUUAAGCAUUGUUUAUGAUGCACCAGAUCAUAACAAAUAAAUGUCAUAUGUAUUAAUAUGUACACAAAGUCAUUUAUAUUUGGAAAAUUAUACAAGAUAUCUAGAAAAUGCUUCUCUUAGUAUAAAGAGUUUUGCAUAAAUAAAAUAGUACAUGUUAAGUAUUGUUUUGUUCUUUAUGUAAGGAUUAGCUUGCUCUAUAUUCUACAUAAAUUGAGGAAUAAGAAUUUUUGAAGUCUUUUUGUGAUAAGGAUGAUGUACAGAAAGUGAAGAUUGUUAUUGGCUAAUUUUGUUAUUAGUUAUAGUUUGUUUUGAGUCAGUCAAUUCCAGAAAAUAUCUGUAUUUAAUACUCAUCCGAUGUAUGUUGAACAGCUCUAUUGAUGCUUGUAACAAUGUUGAUCAAAGCAAAAAAAAACUCCUAGCAACUAGUUCCAGACAUAUUUUGUUAUACAGAGAUUUACCGACUCUAACUUGCACAUACAUUAACCUGUUGUCCAAAUACAUGCAUCUUUUCUCAAAACCUUAUAUAUUGCAUAAAAGCGGAUUAUAUCUAUUAAAUGGUACAUUAUAUGAUAAAGGAGUAAGUAAUUAUUGUUCUGGUAAAAAACAGCAACGAACAAACAAAUUGGUAGAACAAUUUACAGCUUUUGUCCAAAAUGUCCAUGUCAUGGUUUAUUAUUUAGCAAUUUAGAGAUACAGAUUUCUUUGGUAAAAGUAUGAUUCAACAAAUGAUAUAUAUAUAUAUAGAUGCUUACAUUGGUACCAGUGGAUUAUCGGAUUUAUCCAAUUGAGAUAGUUAAAUAAUCAAAUUUUAAAGUCCUCGCCUAGCUUUAAAAUUGAUAAUUUAUCUAUCGAGAUUAGAUAAAUCCGAUAAUCCAUGAGUUACUAUGUAAGAAUCUGUUUCUUUAAUGAUUAUCAAAUAGAUUUUCGUUUUUGAUAAAGGAAAAUCCCCUUCGAGUGCCUUCCACAUUCCACAAAGUUGUCAAUUUCAUUAACACCUGUUAGCACAAAUUUUAUUCAUCCAGAGAGCUGAUAAAGGUUAUGACCCUUAAACUCAUCCAAUCAUGUUCUGAGAUCAUCGGCAACCACAUGUUGAUAAAUUUAAAAAAAAAUUUAUAUGAUGGGUCUGGAAAGGGUUAAAUUGCCAAAGAAUUAGAGAAAUAUAUAUAUCUAUGAUGAAUUAUUUUAUAUACCCAGUUAAUUGUUCUAUAUAAAGAUAGUUCACAAGAAAGUGGUGAAAGUUUCCUGUCCCUACAUAUAAUGGAGUUUGGAAGAUAGAUAUAUGAUAAUUAAUGGAGGGAAAUACUCUUGAUGGAUUAUUUUGGAAACAUUAGGUCUUUAAGUGUUUGUUAAAAAAAAAACCUUCUUCAAAAGUACUUUGCACAGGAUAAUGCCACUAUGUCAUCUAACUUGUAUUAUUUCUUAAUACUUUAUUUCUGAUGGUUGUGUAUCUUGAUAUUAUAAAGAGAUAGUUGUACAUUUAGUUUGUUUUACCAUAGGUAUUAGAUAAUACAAAUCUUGUUACAUUCCAAGGAAUGUCUUAAAUGAUCUGAAAUAAUUUUUACACUUUCUACUUAAAAAAAACUGUAAAUUUUGGUGCUUAGUUUAUAGAUUUUAGUCAAGAAAUUUGAGUGUUUUCUACUGUUGAAGAGUUUUAAUGGAAUGAUAAAUAAAAUAUGCCACAUUU